This is a messenger RNA of Cercopithifilaria johnstoni, 1715 nucleotides long. The record is from the annotation of a GenBank genome assembly. NCBI's taxonomy places the organism in Eukaryota, Metazoa, Nematoda, Chromadorea, Rhabditida, Onchocercidae.
GAGAAAUUCACUUCUAUCGUUCGCUUACCGAAAAAGAUCGUAUUUCCAUCAAUAUCCUCUGUAACUGGGGUAGUGCUCUGAUAUACUAUGCACAGCUAACAUCAAACAAAGAUGAUGAAACACGUUUAUGGUAUAACAAUGAACAACGAAAAUUAAAUAUUUUCCUACUUAAUGUAGUGAAAUCCAUAUUUCAGGAUAUUGCCAGCAUGGAUACUGUUAUCAGAAAAGUUAUGAAUUUCGCUCAAAAGUUAACAAGUGCAGAUCGAUCUUCUCUCUUUCUUGUAGAUCAUAAAAGGAAAGAAUUGUAUGCAAGAAUUUUCAAUGUCGGUAUCCAACAGGAUGAACAAAUUAAAAUUAACGAAGAUGGUAAUGAGGAGAUUAGAUUCUCAGCAAACAAAGGUAUAGCUGGAUAUGUUGCUAUGACAGGAGAAGUUCUCAAUAUCGAAAAUGCUUAUCAAGAUCCGCGAUUCAACAAAGAGAUUGAUCAGAAGACGGGUUACAAAACCAGGAAUAUCCUUUGUAUGCCUAUUUUCAUUAGGGAUUCAGUGAUUGGUGUGAUACAAAUGAUUAACAAAGCAGAUGGGCCUUUUACAAAACAGGAUCAAAAUUCUUUCGAAACAUUCGCCGUAUAUUGUGGCCUAGCAUUGCAUCAUACAAUGCUUUAUAAUCAGAUAAAACGUUCCGAAGAGAAAUAUCGGGUGGCAUUAGAAGUAUUGGCAUAUCACAGUGUAUGCAAUAAGGAGGAAGUGAGCAAGCUGAAAAGUGUCACAAUCGAAGAUAAUAUCACGGAAUUGGACAAAUUCGAAUUCAAUGGAUUUCAAUUAACAGAGCUUGAAAAGCCACUUUAUGCUGUUUAUAUGUUUCGAACGCUAUUUAAAGGAAAAUUUAAUUAUGAUGAGGAUGAUUUGGUUCGUUUCAUACUUACUGUACGUAAAAAUUAUCGUCAAGUAGCCUAUCAUAAUUGGGUACAUGGAUGGACCGUAGCGCAAGCCAUGUAUUGCUUACUUCGAGCCACUACAAUUUUCACUUUAAAACAGUCCCUUGCGCUUUAUAUAGCUUGUUUGUGCCACGAUCUCGACCAUCGUGGCAAGAAUAAUGCCUAUAUGAAAUCAAUGUGUAGUCCGUUGGCAUCAAUUUAUUCAACAUCAGUAAUGGAACACCAUCAUUUCAAUCAGACCGUUAUUAUUUUACAACAGGUUGGACAUAAUAUUCUUAAAUCUUUCUCCUCAGAGGAAUACAAGGAUAUAUUGGGUAUUAUUAAGCACUGCAUAUUAUCCACUGAUCUGGCAAGCUUUGCUAACAAUAGAGCAGCAGUGGAAGCAAUUCUAUCCGAUGGUACAUUCAGUUGGGACAACGAAGAUCAUCGGUUUUUAAUGAAAAGCAUUUUAAUGACUGGUUGUGAUCUAAUUGCGGCAUCGAAACCAUGGCCUGUUCAUACGGAAACUGUGAAAAUAAUAUUCGAAGAAUUCUAUGAACAAGGAGAUGCGGAAAGACGAAAUGGACAAGAACCGAUUGCAAUGAUGGAUCGAGAGAAAGCAAACGAGAUGCCGCAAAUGCAAGCGAAUUUCAUGAAGUUUAUCUGCGUCCCAUGUUAUGAGCUCAUUGUUACAACGUUACCGGAAUGUCAACAGUUACUUGACCGCUGUUUGUACAAUAUGAAGAAAUGGCAAGAAUUGGCUGAUGAGCAAAAGGAAGCGGAACUUAAGGAAGAUUAA